Drosophila ananassae is the source of this 822-nucleotide messenger RNA. RefSeq names its product proline-rich protein HaeIII subfamily 1. The record is from RefSeq and is a predicted model, not a curated record. NCBI's taxonomy places the organism in Eukaryota, Metazoa, Arthropoda, Insecta, Diptera, Drosophilidae. The transcript is spliced from 3 exons. Bases 1 to 822 code for a protein of 273 amino acids.
AUGAAUGUAUAUUUUUCGUUUUACGGUGCGCAGCCGCCCCCACCACCCGGUGUGCCACUGGGGUAUCCUGUGCAGCCGCCCCCACCACCCGGUGUGCCACUGGGGUAUCCUGCGCAGCCGCCCCCACCACCCGGUGUGCCACUGGGGUAUCCUGCGCAGCCGCCCCCACCACCCGGUGUGCCACUGGGGUAUCCUGCGCAGCCGCCCCCACCACCCGGUGUGCCACUGGGGUAUCCUGCGCAGCCGCCCCCACCACCCGGUGUGCCACUGGGGUAUCCUGCGCAGCCGCCCCCACCACCCGGUGUGCCACUGGGGUAUCCUGCGCAGCCGCCCCCACCACCCGGUGUGCCACUGGGGUAUCCUGCGCAGCCGCCACCACCACCCGGUGUGCCACUGGGGUAUCCUGCGCAGCCGCCCCCACCACCCGGUGUGCCACUGGGGUAUCCUGCGCAGCCGCCACCACCACCCGGUGUGCCACUGGGGUAUCCUGCGCAGCCGCCCCCACCACCCGGUGUGCCACUGGGGUAUCCUGCGCAGCCGCCACCACCACCCGGUGUGCAACACGUAUAUGCUGCGGCGCACUAUAUACCGCCAUACGUGUAUGCUACGCUGCCAUAUUAUGGUGUGCAACACGUAUAUGCUGCGCCGCCAUCUUAUGGUGUGCCACCGCCACAGCAGGCUCCAUUGCAGAUUCCUCCACACUGCAUCGAGCUGUUAUCCUUCCUUGAGUCCGACCUGCCGCAUUUGAGUGACUACUUGAGCCGCAACAGCAGCUGGAAGCGAGUCUAUUUGUGCUGGCAGGGCUGGAGAACAUCUAAAUAG